GUCAUAAAGAAACUGAGCUCCAUUCGUUUCAAGUUUACGCCCAUUUCUGACAAAACGAAACUUUACAAGACAUGCGGAAAUGAAAAGUCAGCAGGUCCUCGGCAGUGACUCACUGCUGGCACAUCACAGACCCACCGGAGAUAACUUCAGCUCUUUACCCAAUGCUGAGCAGAAGAAAGGGUCGCGAGACACUCCUCUCAGGAGUUCUAGUGCGUAGUGAGUCCUCCUGAUUUUUUCUAGUCUUUGGCUGAACUGAAUUGGUCUUAGCUGGACUUACGGUGGGCAUGCAGGUCACUGCUUCUGUUGCAAGAGAUUGCUGAAGUCUGAAGAUGAAGUGCCCAUCUUGUGGUCAUAAUAUAUUAGAGGAGACAGCCAACUUCUGUAGCAAAUGUGGCACAAGGCUGUCUUCUCAUCCAGAAAACACACAAGAUAAAAACGAUCAGCCCAGAUCCUUGGUGGCAGACUCUGAAGUUAAAGCUGAGAAAUCAGCACCACAGAGAGCACACUCAACUGAGGAUGGGAGAAGAGCUAAUAGAUCGCCCAAACGACCAAAUGAUGAAACUGCUGGAAACCCAAAGAAAAAGAAGAAAAAGAGGAAGAGGAACAAAAAGAAAAAAGAUGGCACCUUGUCAUCAGACCAAGAACACAGCCACUCGGACUUCUCCCAUGUCCCUGAGGGAGAAAACCAGGGAGGGAAGAAGAAGGGUGGAGGAGAUUCUUCAGACAGUGAAAGCUCAGAUAACGCAAUGGAUGAAACACCAGACUCGCUCCAAGAUGAGGGGUCCUCAAUGGAGAGUCAGCCCAGCUCCUCAGCUCCUAACACCGCAGCUGCACCACCUGAAAACAAACAGGUCAAUGAAAGCCAACCGACUGCUGAAAUAGUAGAAACAGGAGCUGUGACACAAGCUGAGGACACAAAAAUAAUGCAGGAUCAGAUUCUCAACACAGACACUCCAACCCAGCGACCCUCCUUAACGGAUAGAAAGACCGAAACCUCCCAGCCAGGUACGGGCAAAGGAACAAAAACCACUGACCCCAGAGAUCAAAAGACUGACAAGAGAAACACUAAGAACAAAAAGGAAACAACAGCUGCUAAACAACCUACGCUGGACCAGAAUGCCAAUGAAGAGACAAGCCCAAAACAGACAGAACAAACUAAACAGAAGGGAAAAAACAAGCCGGAGCAGAAUCAGAAGCUGACUGCAGCAGGUGGACAGAAAAUGGUCUUCGGCCCUCAGUCUUCAGUGAAGGCUGACAGUGCAGGCUCGAGUGUGGACCCAGAGGAGAACAACAUGGUUGUUCAGCAGUCAGAGAGUGGGAAGAACUCAACCUCAGCACAGUCCUCUGAUGCAGACAAAGAAAGUAAAAAAGGCAAAAAGGAUAACACAGAAUCCAGCACCCCGACUGGCACUCCACCCAAAAGGUUAACUAGGAGCAACACCAUCGCUGCUUCUGACAGGCUCACCAUCUACUUCCAUGCAGUCCUCUCAAAGGACUUUAAAUUUGAUCCUGAUGAAGAUCGUGUCUUUAUCAGAGCUGGGUCCCUCCUUGGGACAUGGGAGAAAAAUGCAGCUGAGCUGUCUGUGACCAGUGAUCUUGGAGAACAUGGAUUCCUGGUCCAGGGCAGUCUGACAACGACAAAAAAAGAUGUUGUGUCUGAGUCGAUACCCUACAAGUAUGUGGUCUACAGAACUAAAAAGGAGAAGUAUGAGUAUGAGUUCAUUUACAAACUGGAUUCUUCUCAGCAAACUGUCAACAGAUGUUUGUUUGUGAAACCCCAGAUGCUCACUGAGGAAGGGGACUGGCAUCAAUAUGAUGACAUCAUCUGUGUCGAGCCAUCAAAGAAUAUGCUCAAACGUAUUAAGGACACAAUCUGGCCUCAGCAAAAGAAGGAUCUGAUUCAGGGGAAGGAUAUUGCAGGGACCAUCAUGAUAGAGAACAUAUUUGAUCUUCUCAGGACCUGGUCUGUGGCAAAUCUGAAAAGUUUUGUGAUCCAGCUGAGUCAGUUCUUUCAGGUUUACAGCGACCCUUUUGUAUUUGAAGAAAAAGAGAAGAGAUGGUACGCCUUAGACUAUGGAAAAGACAAUGUGAAGAACAUACUGAAGGACUUCAUGCUGCGAAACAUGAUUCCUCAGGUGUCAAAGGAUGGAGAUAAGAAGGCGCUCUACAUUCAGGAUCCCCUGAGGGCAGCAGUGGUCAUGCUGUGUGUGUGUAAAAAGUAUGUUAUUGUACUGAAUGAUGCAGAACAGAAUCGGCUCUGCACUGCACUGUGCCUGCCAAACAUGAACAAAGCAGAUUUUCUGCAAUACUGGGCAGAAUUUUCCCAGGAUGUCCCCAUUCUCAAAAGUGUGGCAGAAUACUUGGUGUCACUGAUUAAUUCAGUGAAAGGAAGAGGAAUGCCCCGGUGGAUUAUUGUUUUACCACUCCUUCAUCUCCUAAGAGGCACAACGAAGCCAUUUGAAGCACUGUCUCCUGGAAACUACAAAAAUGCCUUAUCCUGGGCGGGCUUACAAGGCCUCGAAAUGGGUACCUCACCCUACAUGAACAGCCAAGAUAGGAAGGCCAUCAUCAAUGCCCUGAAGAACCACAGUCACCUGAUGGAGGUGGAUGCACUUUUAGUGCGAGCCUGUCUGUACUUGAUGCCUUUUGAUGACUUGAAGGAAUGUCUGACACACAUCAAUGCUGAGCUUCUGGAUGUGCUUUAUGUUGUCUUCAACAAAUCUCCUCAGGAUAUUUCCUACAUCAACAACCAGAGCGUGUCAGACAUUCUCUCUUAUGUCCAAGGACAACUCCUUCAAGAGAAAUACAGCUGUUUUACCAUGGCGUACGGGAGAAUGUGCCUUGAAACAGCAGUGAAACUGUUGGAGAAAAUCUGCAAAGGAGUCAGACUGGCAUCCUAUAACCAGAGCUGGAUAAACAUUCCAGUGGCUUGUAUGCACCUGGUUGCUUCAGUGUCUGACUUUGUUAACUGCAACAAGCAACAGGAGACAGAAGCAGGGGAGAAAGAGCAGCGACAUGUGAAAGACUUGGUAAUCUCUCAGGCCAUGGUCAUUAUGCGAAACUGGAUGAGUUGGUCCUUCAGGCACCAUUUGCUCAACAGAGGCAUGACAUCCCUUUUCCAGAUUGGAGCCACAGUGGAGAUUGAAAUAUGGAACAACAUAAUCUCCCUCAGCUUCAAAGAUGACGAUUGCACACGAGAAUGGAGACAGAUGUUCACAAAGGACUUUGAGGGAAAAUACAAACAGGAAUCUGCUGUGGAUCAAAUCGAAUUCUACUGUACAAAUAUAGAGGAGCUCGGUAAAUCCCAUCCACUGACUGCUGCCAGCGUUGAGAAGUGUGCUCUUGAGGCUGUGACGUCCCUGUGCCAGACCAAGUCUGAAGGGAAACUACUGGAGAGGAUCAAGAUAAACUGGAAGUUUGGGAAACUCAUCUCCACAAUCAUUGAGAAAUCAUGGCCAAAGGACCGUCAAGGACAUGAUCAGGAAGAUGAAGAAGUGGUCCUUCAACACCUUCUUUCCUGGACUGCUGCCAAAAACAUUUUCCAGCUCCAUGGCGCAGAUGAAAACGUGAUUGAGAAGCUCUCUGAAAAUGCCAGGGGCAGAAUAGCGAUUGCCAUAUCGUCAUUCACUGCCAUGAACAAUAAACUGGUCACUGGAGACAUCAAGAUCAGCUUGCUCAACAUCAUUCUUGAGAAGAGCAAGGCCUACUUGGAUCUUCUGAAAAUCGAUUGCCUCUGUGACAAAGAAGAGUACAAGGAUAAUGCCAAAAUGAGGAGACUCUUGCAGUGCAGGCAGGAUGAAGUGAAGGAUGUGUACCAUGAGAAGGAGCUGAUUGAUGCCCUCCUUACAAUGAGCCACAAACUGGAGGAACACAUAACAGUUGAUGUUGCCGACAUGGAGGAAAGACAGCAGAUCAGCAUUGAGGUCAUGCCCUUAAACCAUUUCAUGGAGGUCCAUCAAAUCGACCAGAUGCCCUCUACCAUGACUGGUGUUGUCACUUUCUUCAGUCUAGAUGAAGACAUCAGGGAAAUGGCUGAGGUCCUGCACACCUUCAGAGAAAGUUUUAUUUUCAAUGUGUGCUGGGAGAAACAAGCCAAAGUGUUGGCUUCUGAAGAAAUGGGGGACGACAAUCCCAAUGAACAUGAAGUUGCUGACAUAAUGGCAACACCAGAAAUGAUACACGAUGAAAUUUUCAGUCCUUGCUUCGCCAAUUACAAAGACAUCUACACGUGCCUAAAGAAUGGCAGAAUAAGGCUUGGGGAGGUAAACCAGCUCUUCAGUGCUUACAAGGACAAGUAUGAGGAGCUUGCAAAGGACCUGGACAUCAUGUGUAGAGUUGAUAAUUCUAUCGACAAACAGUGGAUCCACAGCAGGGUUCAACAGAUCGAACAGUAUCAUGAGCUUCAUCUAGCCGUGGCUUCAGCUGAGAUCAUCAUGAAGGUCAAAGACACGCUUCAUCUUCAAGGGGACUUCAGGGUUCUGGAAACACUCAAUGAAGCUAGUCGUGCAGACUUUCAGAACGAGCAGCUCAAUCGGAUUGACAAUGACUUGAUGCAGGCUAAGAAGGUUCUGGUGGACAUCACUGAACCCCGCAGACUGUGCCUGCAGGAGCUUGGACUCAGAGGACAUUUUGUAAAGUGGGUCAAGGAUGCACUUGAAGAUAUUAAUGAGUUAAAGGUCUUUGUUGACUUGGCUUCCAUCUCUGCUGGAGAGAAUGACAUGGACGUGGAUCGGGUCGCUUGCUUUCAUGAUGCUGUCCUUGGCUACUCUUCAAUGCUGUAUGAGCUCAAACCAGACUCUGGUUUCCAAGUCUUCAAAGAUGUCCUCAACAAGCUCUGGAGAGCUUUGGAGAAUGACAGCAACCUGCCAAAAAAACUUCGGGACAGUGCACGGCAUUUGGAAUGGCUGAAAACUGUGAAGGACAGUCACGGGUCAGUGGAGCUGUCAUCGCUGUCUCUGGCAUCAACGAUCAACAAUAAGGGAAUCUACCUUAUAAGUGCACAAAAUGUAAAAAAGUUGAGUCUUGACACGGCCCUGAAGCUGCAGAUUCCUGAAGAGCAUGAUGAUGGCCAACAGAUGCGCUACUAUUCCCUGGAGGACCUUCGGGAACUGCAGAACAAACUCAUGCUCAUGUCUGGAAAAGGGGAUCAAGGACAGAAUGAAGUUGAUCACUUUGCAGAGGUUUUUGCAAGUGUUCAAAGACUAGCUGAGGCAUUCAUUGCCCUCUACACUGCUGGAAAUCCUCUGUUCAGACACUGGGAAGCCCAGAUCAACUGUUCCCUAAGCAACAAACAGCCCAGCAUCAUGAUGGACUUCAACCUUGGUAGUAUUGUCAGUGUUGUCAUUGUGGAGGGCAGCAUAGAGGAGCAGCUUCCUGAACUAUGCAGGAAGAUGGAGAAAUGCCUGGACUAUUGGAGGGACUUUGUGGACAAACAGAGAUCCAAGCAUUACUAUCUGAACUACUUCACAGCUGAACAGAUUGUUUACCUCUGCAGCAAGCUGAGUCAACAAAAUGUCCCCAAUGUUGAGGAAGAGGUUCUCAUGAUGCUAUCCUUUGUCAAGCCAAAUUGCUCUGCCUCAGACUUGCGGCAGGUCUGGCAUACACUCCAGUAUGAAAUCCUCACCAAACCAGAAGAACAAAACGAGGACAUUGAGCUCCAGACUUUUGUUGUGGUUCCACAAACUGAACUGGUAGGUCCAGAUUUCACCAGUGAAUUAGAUUUUUUGCCAAGUCUUGUGGAAGAAGCGAAAGGUUCCCAGAAAUUUGACCUCAUUUGGAAUGCUUACAUGAAGGACAUGAAGAACUUUCUCCCUCAGAUUCUUGAUAUAAAUAAUCUGGGGAGGCUGUUGGAAAUAUUGGCCAUCAAAGAAGAUGAAAGUGAAGAGGAUGAUGAAAAUGAUAUUUCCGAUUUCAGCACUUCAGGUCUCAUCAUGAGACAGCUACCUAAAGGCCUUGCAACAGGAAAUCCAAACCUCAUUGUCUGCCCACAUGAUGAUGUCUUGACAUCUUGUAUCUCAAUCUACAUGAGCACUGAAGCCGAGGCCCUUCCGACCUACGACGAGGUUCUUCUGUGCAACCCUUCAACGCCAUAUGAGCAGGUUGAACUGUUCCUCAGACGCUGUCUCAGCACUGGCUACAGGGGAAAGAAGAUAUACACUCUCCUGUUUGGAGAUCUACUCACUUACGAUGUGAGCUCUAAAGUUGAGAACUUUUUCCAGCACAUGAAAAUGCAGAGCCGGAGGGACUACAGACUCGUGAUCAUAUGUAGUUCAGAGAAAGAACAUGCCUACCUGCCGUCAGCGUUCAGCCAAUACAGAUUGCACAUGGUUCCUCAGGAACCUUUGGCAAGAAUCCAGGAUUACCUCCACAAACACUUUGUUGUUCCAGCAGAUCAAGGCAGUGCUGCAGCUGCUUUCAAAGACAGACUUUGUGUUGGCAUCAUCUCAUCCAGAAGGGCCGGUGUUGGUAAAUCCCUGUACAUCAAAAGGCUGUAUGAAAAGCUGAAGCACUCCACCAAGAAGCCAUCAACAAUGAGCUGCAUUCGCUUGAUUGAACCUUGUGUUGAUGAGAAUGUCAUCCUUCAGUCUCUGUUGAACACUUCCAAGAGAAAGGAACUCACCGUGUUUCAUUUCGAUGUCACAUCAUCGGUCCAGAAAGGUCUGCAUGAGUUUCUCUUUAAGUUGCUGAUUCUGCGCUAUUUGAUGGACUCCGAGGGAAAGAUGUGGAAGUGCAGUGAUAAGCAGCUGUAUCUCAUAGAGAUACUAGAACAGGCUAAAAAUGCUACACAACAGGCUCAGAAAAGAACCAGCGCAUUCACAGAUGUCUUUCCAAAUAUUUUCUGCCGUCCACCCAAAAAAGUUUUAAUGCUGGAGAUGAGAAAGCGAGAAGACCCCACCCUUGCAACCAUGGAGGACCCACUAAUGGAUGAUCAAGAAUUCCGCAGUGCAGCCUUUCAGCGACCAUACCAGUAUCUCACACGGUUUCAUAACGGCAUUAACCUUGAUGGGUUCACAUAUCAGGGUGUUGAAGGGUCACAUGUGGAGUGUCUCCAGAUGCUUCUCAUGCACUGUGGAAUGAUGGACCCAUCCUGGGCAGAACUGAGAAAUUUUGCAUGGUUUCUUAACCUUCAGCUGCAAGACUGUGAGACAUCAGUUUUUUGUGACGCUACAUUCACUGGUGACACGCUGACUGGAUUUAAGACCUUUGUGGUUGACUUUAUGAUUCUGAUGGCAAAGGACUUUGCCACUCCAUCACUCAGCAUCUCUGACCAGAGCCCUGGCAGGCUGCAGGUGGAUGACUUGAAUGGGGUUCGAGAUGAAGACUUGGCUCCUUUUUUGAUCAGGAAGAGAUGGGAAACAGAACCACAUCCAUACAUCUUCUUUAAUGAUGACCAUGUGUCCAUGACCUUCAUUGGCUUCCAUCUUCAGCCCAAUGAACAGAACUCUGUUGAUGCAAUUGAGCCCACAACUGGCGAAGUGAUAAAAAGGAACGUCAUGACAAGGGAAUUGUAUGAAGGUCUUAGGCUGCAGAGGGUGCCAUUCAACAUCAACUUUGACAGUCUUCCAAGAGGAGAGAAAAUAGAGAGGAUCUGCAGCGUUCUCGGUAUCCAGUGGCCUCUUGACCCAGAUGAAACAUAUGAGCUAACGACCGAUAACAUACUGAAGAUGCUGGCGAUCCAUAUGCGGUUCAGGUGUGGCAUUCCUGUCAUUAUCAUGGGAGAGACAGGCUGUGGCAAGACAAGGCUCAUCAAAUUCCUUUGUGAGUUGCGGAGGAGUGGAGUGGCCACAGAGAACAUGAAGCUGGUCAAGGUGCAUGGAGGGACAACGUCAGAGAUGAUUUACACCAAAGUCAGAGAAGCUGAAGAUAUUGCUUCUAUUAACAAGGAAGACUAUGGAUUUGACUCGGUUCUCUUCUUCGAUGAGGCUAACACAACAGAGGCAAUCAGUAGUAUCAAGGAGGUCCUCUGUGACAAGACAGUCAAAGGAGAGGGUUUGAAAAGAGACAGUGGGCUGCAGAUUAUUGCAGCAUGCAACCCAUACCGAAAACACACAGAUGACAUGAUCAAGAGGUUAGAAUCUGCAGGUCUUGGGUACAGAGUUCGUGCUGAAGAGACGGAUGAAAAGCUUGGGUCUAUACCUCUGCGCCAGUUGGUCUAUCGAGUUCAAGCAUUGCCACCAAGCAUGAUUCCUCUAGUCUGGGACUUUGGACAGUUAAAUGAUCACACAGAGAAAAUUUACAUCCAGCAGAUUGUGCAAAGGGUGAUUGAAAACAAAGAAAUCAGUCAAACAAACCUGAAGUGGAUCACUGAUGUCCUUUCAGCUUCCCAGAAGUACAUGCGAACAAGAAACGAUGAAUGCAGCUUUGUCAGCCUGAGAGAUGUUGAACGCUGCAUGCAGUCUUUUGUUUGGUUCUAUGACAACCACGCCAUGUUGUUUGCAGAACUUGAAAAAUUUGAGAGUCAUCUGAACGCAGAGAGCAACGAUAGGAAUCAGAGACAGCUUGAGGCUAGAGACCCAGUGAUCUGGUCUUUAGUUAUGGCAAUAGGAGUGUGCUACCACGCCUGUCUGGAAAAAAAGGAUAAAUACAGAGAGAAAGUCAGCAAAAGUCUUCCAUCAGGAUACACCCCAGUGAAGGUAAUGCAGGAGAUCUCCCUCAUGCAGGAUGUGCUUUUGAGCGGUGUUCCAAUGGGGGAUACUAUUGCAAGAAACAGUGCUCUCAAAGAGAAUGUCUUCAUGAUGGUUCUCUGCAUUGAGCUAAGAAUCCCUCUCUUUUUAGUUGGAAAACCCGGAAGCUCAAAGUCUCUGUCUAAAACUCUGGUGGCAGAUGCAAUGCAGGGCCAAGCUGCUCAUUCUGACCUCUACAAAAUGUUUAAACAGAUUCAUUUGGUGUCCUUCCAGUGUAGCCCACACUCAACACCAGAAGGCAUCAUCAACACUUUCAAGCAAUGUGGACGCUUUCAGGAAGGAAAGAAUCUGGAUGAGUACAUCUCAGUUGUGGUGCUGGAUGAGAUUGGGCUGGCUGAAGAUUCUCCAAAGAUGCCACUGAAGACCCUUCAUCCUCUGCUGGAGGAAGGAUGCAUUGAUGAUGAACCACUUCCGCACAAAAAGGUUGGAUUCAUUGGAAUCUCCAACUGGGCUUUGGACCCUGCUAAGAUGAACAGAGGCAUAUUUGUCUCCCGUGGUGACCCUGACGAGAAGGAGCUCAUCGAGAGUGCCAAAGGCAUAUGUAGAUCUGAUGCAAUGGUUUUGGAGAAGGUCAGGGAUUUCUUCCAACCCUUUGCUAGGUCUUACUUGAACAUCUGCCACAAACAGACAAAGCAAGGCAAAGGAUUUUUUGGCCUGCGUGACUACUACAGCUUGAUUAAGAUGAUUUUUGCUUUGUCAAAGAUUUCUCAUCGAAAACCCACUGCAGAGGAAACCAUGAAGGCAGUGCUGAGAAACUUCAGUGGCAGGGAUGAUGUGGAUGCAGUAGAUGUCUUUACAAAGAGGCUGAAGAUUGCACCCAACUUGGAGAACAUCAGUGCUAUUGAGUUUGUGAGGGAAAACAUUCAAGCAGUUGGACAAGAGGAAGACUGUCGAUACCUGCUGGUGCUCACCAAAAACUACGCAGCCCUCCAGAUCCUUCAGCAAACUUUCUUCUCAGAAAGUGCUCGGCCAGAAAUCAUCUUCGGCUCCAGUUUCCCAAAAGAUCAAGAGUAUACCCAAAUCUGUCGCAACAUCAACAGAGUGAAGAUCUGCAUGGAGACAGGUCAAACAGUUGUGCUUCUGAACUUGCAGAACCUCUAUGAAAGUCUCUAUGAUGCUCUUAAUCAAUACUACGUCUGCUUGGGAGGACAGAAGUAUGUUGACCUUGGACUGGGAACUCACCGUGUGAAGUGCAGAGUGCACAAAGACUUCAGACUGAUUGUUAUCGAGGAAAGAGAGGUGGUCUACAAACAGUUCCCCAUACCCCUAAUCAACAGGCUGGAGAAACACUACCUGGACAUCCAAACUGUACUGAAAACUGAGCAGAAGAGGAUUGUGGAGGAACUGGAGGGAUGGGUGAAACGUUUCGUCUCUCUUGGCAGUCAACACGGAGCAUCAGCUCAGACUUACAAGUACAAAGCACCAGACGUGUUCAUUGGCUACCACUCGGACACAUGUGCAUCCGUCGUACUUCAAGUAAUCGAGAAGCAGAGGGACAGUUUGGAUGGUUUUGAUAUCUCGGACCCUGAGAGGAGAAUUCUAGAUGAAGCCAAACUAAUCCUGCUCAGAUGUGCUACUCCAGACUCAGUUGUGCGACUGGACUGCACUGGCCUUCCCAAAGUGGAGAGUGAAAAUCUGUCCAAGGUCUACUUUGAAGAGCUGAGUAACAGCUGUUUGGCUGACUUCAUUCUUGCUCACACUACCCAGGAAGUCCAUUGCCAGUCUUCAUUCACAGAGGUGACGACAUUCUCCAGACUUCUGACGGCAUCUGACUUGGAACCACUGGAGAAAAUGUUGCAUGGUGUUGAGCUCCUCUCACUCCAGCAGUUUGACACAGAGCAGUCCUUCCUAAAGAAAAUCAGGAACUUCCUCACAGCAGAUAAUGGAAACCAAAACACGGGACCCUGCAACAAAAUCCUCAUCAUUCAGUGUGAUUUUGAAGCAUCUCAGAGUGCCAAUCUCAUUGCAUCUGCAAAGUAUUCGUCCAUAAAUGAAAUCAACAAGAUAACUCAGGAGAGCAUGGGAUGCAAGCUGUUCGUCUACUUCAUCACUAGAUUGCCAAGAAUGGAAGGAGGGAGUUCCUACAUUGGCUUUCAUGGAGGCCCUUGGAGAUCAGCUCACAUCGAUGACCUCAGACAGUCCAAAGAGAUUGUGUCAGACAUCAAGGCUUUGCAAAAAAUGACAAUCAGUGAGAUGUUUGAAACAAAGACAAGUCCUCCUGAAGCCAUGGAGGUUGACGACAUGUACACUGAGAAUGAGCCAGAAGAUGCAGUGCAAGAAAGUAUGCAGUUAGAUGAAAAGGAUGGGAACAGCGCCGUUGACACUACAGCACUGCUGAGGAGCUGUGUGCAGAGUGCAGUCAGCAUGCUGAGGGACCAGGUGGACAGUGGCAUCCGCAGCACCAACAGAGUUGAGAUCCUGCUGACACUCCUCAGUGACAAUGACAAAAUGAAAGGUGAAUUUCUACAAAUUGUGAAGAGGCAUCUCCACUCAUUGCUGUCAUGUCAUGAUGGCAACACUUUUUCAUCCAUCAAAAGCAACUGGGUGAUUAAGGAGGCCUCAAACAUCGAUGCACUGCAAGAAGGAGGCACCUUUAGGAACACUCUAUGGAAGCGUGUUCAGGCUGUGGUGGUUCCCUUCUUGGCCCAGUUGCUUUCAGUCAUCGACAGGGACCGAAACUUGGACCUCCUGCUUGAUAGCAAAUGUGAUGAAUCUGUCAAAAAGUUGUGGUUGGAUAUCUUUAGCGACGAAAAACUGCUGGAAAUCCCACAUCUAACGCUGGACCAUAACAAUGAGACCAAAACAAUCGUCGUACAAAACAACAUCGCGCAGGAUCAGAUCAUGAGCUGCAGCAUGCCCUUCAGCUGGAGGAUCAGGAACUACCUAGAGGAACUCUGGGUCCAUGCACUUCAGCAUGAGGGCCAAACUCAGUUGGAGUUUGAUGAGUUCUAUUGGAAGACACCCCUUGGACGCUACAUCGAAAAAGCAGACCAAGAAAUGCAGAAGGAGUUUUUUCACCGUUACCUUCAGGAUUUCAUCUUUAUGACAAUGAACGUGACUUGUCAGGAAGAUCUGCAGAUCCUGUGUGGUGCUUUGAACUGUUGUGUCAAUGAGCUGCGGUUACAACUUAACGCCACAGACACAGUGACUUCUCUCCCAUGGGUCCAUGCUGCUUAUCAUGAGUUCAAAAACCGGCUGCAGAACCUGUCAAGAAUGAUCUGCAUAGAGCCUCAGGUGUCGGAGCACCUUUUGCAGAUACCGGAUGCAAGAAAUAGGGAUGAACUGGUGUUCGAUGUGUACGCUGCUUUUGCAUGUGUGGAGUACCUGGAGCCUACAGUCCUGAACACAGAUGCCCAAAGACAAGCUUGGCUCAGAAGGGUUAAAAAGCUGCAAGUUCCCAUUGAGCUGAUCUGCUCAGAGGACAGUGUGAGACGCUACGGAGAGCGUAGCAAGAUGAUUGUCUGUAGAGUCCAAUCUGGAUGGAACCGGAUCUUCUCUCUCUCGCUGUUUGUGGAGCACAUGUUGUUGGGAAUUGAAGAUCUUGACAGAAAGCUUAUACCUCUGGUUUUGAAACACACAAGAGGGCUUUGCCAGAUACUGGAGAAGAAUUCAGAUCCUAAGAUGAAGCAGACAUUUGAGGCAGUCAUUACUCUGCUGAAAACCUGUAAAGACGAAGCAGUCAACAGCUUCUUCAGGUUUGGUCUUACGCUGUGUCCAGUGUGUAUGGGAGACCCGCAAAAUCCACUCUGCCUGCCAUGUGACCACAUGUACUGCUUAGCGUGCAUCAAACAGUGGUUGGCUCCUGGUCAGAUGUACUGUCCACUGUGCAUGCAGCCAGUGAAGGAUGACUUUCCCUUGGUUCCUUCAGAGGAAAUGAGGACUCUUAUCAACCAUCAUGCUCAGUUCAGGAAGCAUUGCAAUGCUUUCUUCAUUGACCUGGUCUCCACUGUGUGCUUCAAGGACAACUCUCCCCCCUGUUCAGAUGUCAUUCUCCAUCUGUUGUCCCUUCUCAUGGUGGAGGCCAGCCCUGUUCCCAUCCUCAGGGCCACUCCUCAAAUUUUAACGAAGGUGCUCUCCCCAUUUGAUGACGCAGUGGAUAAAAACCCAGUGGUUCGGUCAGUGGUGCUCAAACUCCUGCUGAAGUACAGCUUCGAUGAGGUUAAAACUUACCUGCAGCAGCACCUGGUGUCAGUUGAGCAGAGCAACAUCUUGGAGGAGUCGGAUAAAACUGAACUGUACUUGUUGUACAUUAACUGCCUUGAGGAUUCAAUGUUUGAAAGGUUGCAGUUCAGGUCCAUGGCAGACCAGGAGGUGUGUCUGUGGGAAGAAAGUGCCUUCCUGACUGACUAUCUGCAGACGCAGGGCCAGUCUGCUGAAACAGCCACUGUGGAGUUUCUGCAGCAGGUGGCCAGAGUGCGUAUGGACCUGGAUUUGGCUGCCAGCCUCAUUAUUGAGAAGCUAAGAGCCGCAGAAGCUCAAGAGAGCAGUCAAAAUGGAACCACAUUUUUCCUGACCAGUGUGGUGAACUUGUGCAGACGCAGUGGGAACAACUGGUUUCGUGUCUAUUUGAUCCGUAAGAUCUGCAGCCAGCAUGGAGUGGAGUUUGUCAUGAAACUCCUACAAGUGAAUGAAAUGCACUGGCUCUUCCCUGAGGAAGUUCGAGAAAAGAGUGAAGAAGCCACCCCAAUAGACCAGUAUCUUGUUUGUGGGGAAGACUACAAGGCGAUUAGAAAUGCUGUUGCAAAGGUAGUAAUGGAAGGCAGAGUGGACGGACUGAAUGAGACCUGUGAGGGAUGCCGAUGCUCACCACAGUGGGUAACGGUUUAUCUUCUGCUGGCGUUGUACAGAGAAGUCACCACUCUUUACAGAGACACCAACGACAGCUUCCAUCCUAAGCCUGAGCAGUUGGGGGCCCUCAUGGCUUACAUCCAGACUUCAAAGUUCCUCCCCAGCCCAGAGAUGAAAAAGUUUGCUGAAGUUAUGGUGACCAAUCAGCUCAAGUCAUUGGUUCUUCCUCCUGGGACGUCUGGUGCUAGGUGUGUGCUGGUGGACUUGACUAUUCACCUGGCAGCUGUCUUGCUCUGUGGGAACCAGGGACUCCUAACACCUCUGCAGCAGCUGGCAAUGGCACCGGCCAACAUGCAGGUGGCCUUCUUGCCUACCAUGCCUGAGGACAUGUUAGUAGUAGCUCAACAAGCCAUGGGGCCGCUGCACUGGUACCAUUGUCCAAAUGGUCACCCCUGCACGAUUGGAGAGUGUGGUCAGCCAAUGGAACAAAGUCGCUGUUUGGACUGUGGUGUUGUGAUUGGAGGACAGAAUCACGUUCCUGUGCAGGGAUUUCACAAUGUUGGGCUGCAGGCUGACCGCACUCAGACAGGCCACAUCCUGGGACACCCCACUCGCAGGGACAAUCCAGACAUGUUGGACACAAAGAGUCUCUCUCCUGUCCCCUUUACCAUUGUUCGCAUGCUCACUCACAUGGCCAUGCUGCUUGGUACCUGCUGCCAGCCACAGGCUAUUCAUGCCAUCAUCAAGCCUCCAGUGCCUGACCCAAGGGAUUUUCUUCUUGCUCACAUUCAAAAGGACAUGGAGCAUCUUAUCAAGUCCCUUGGGAAGGGGACAGAUGACACAGUCAGCGCAAUUCACCUGCUCAUCAGCAGCUUCCUGCAACAAGCAUGGCCUGUUCCUAACAACAACCUGCUUAGAACCAAAGAAGCCAGAAAUGCAUGGGAGAUGGAAAUGAGUAACACCAUCAUCACACCACAGCUGAAGCACUUGGACCGACAGCUAAAGGAAGUCAACGCAUUCAUCAGAACUGACUCCAGAAUCUCGGCCAACCCAAUCAUGAAGCUCAUAUUUGGGGACCCUUGCCUCUUCUUGUCCUCACUUCCUCAAAAUUCUCUGAUCCAUCGUUCAGCUGUGUGGAGCUGCAGGGAGAAAGUGUCUCUGCUGAGCCUCACCCACAUUGUGGAGCAGAAUGGUGGCAAAGACACUCUGCCUGUGCUGUGGAGAUUCCUGCACAAGGAGGCAGAGCUCCGACUUGUGAAGCACCUUCCUGACAUCCUCGUCCUGCAGAGAGAUCUGGUCAAGAAGUUUCAAAACGUCACUGAGCUGACCUGCAGCACCAUUGCUGAGUUCCUCCACAGUCAGAAAGCAGUUUCUCUUAAAGCCUGGUACGAGAAACACAUCAAAAUCUUCCUCACAACCUGGAAUCAGCUCAGAGUCUCUUUGGCAACUAACGGUGAGAUCAAGAUCCCAGCUGAUCUCUGCGAGUUGGACUUGAACCUCAAAAGUGAUUUUAAAGUGCUGUUACCACGACGACAGGGCCCAGGCCUGUGCUCCACAGCUCUCGUCAGCUACCUCAUCGCUCUGCACAAUGACCUAAUCUACUGUGUGGAUAAACACACAGGGGAGGAGACCAGCUACAAAGUGAGCCCUGCAGAUCUGACUGACCUGCAUGUUAUCCGGUAUGAGCUGGACAGGGAUCUGAUGCCCCUGGUUCUGUCUAACACCCAGUACAGCAUCGAGAGAGGCCAGGAGACUCUUCAUGAGUACGACUUGCCCAAAAUCCAGCAGCAGAUAUUCUCUCGCUUCCUACUGGGCAAACCUCUCAUCACUCUCAAUGGUAUUCCAACACUAGUGAACAGACAUGACCGGAACUAUGAGAUUAUCCUGAAGGAUGUCAAAGCAAAAGUCAAGCAAGAGCAACUCCAGACUCUCACCCUGUUUGCCAUGGCGGGGGAGCUGCACUCCUACAGUGAGGUGUGUGAGGCCUUGUCCACACUGGAAGUGGCCCUCGGUUUCCUCGCCAUGACCGGGGGAGAUCCUCACAUGCAGCUGUCGUCUUACCUGGAGGAGGUGCUGCAGAUGGAGAACCAGAUGGCCCCGCACAUCUUCAAGGCUAUGAGCAUGUGUCGUCUGAAGCAUUGUGUGGCUCUGUGGCAGCUCCUGAUCUCACUGAAAUCUGAAAAUAUGCUGCGACUCAAGAGGGAUCCAUUUGUAGGCAUCUCUGAGAAGUACAAACAAGCCCUGGGUGAGGACGAGCACCGGCUGCUGACAGGCUUCUUUUCUAAGACCAGUGCAGACACUUUCUUGCUGGAGAUGCACGAGUUCCUGGUUCUCGUUCUCAAGAAGUCCAAUGCACUUGACACUUUCAGGCCUGACUGGAGCCUAAAAGACACGCUGUUUUCCUACAUGGAGCGCAAAGACAUGGACAUCCCCCCUGAUGUGGAGGAGCUGUUUCCAGGAGAGAUCUGCCUUUGUCACUAUGUGGAAGCCUGGAAGUUCAUCAUGGCCUUCAAGCAGGAGCGCGGACAGAGACAAUGAGAGGGUUGGAUUAUUUUGUCUUCUUUAUUUGACGUACUCAAAUACCUCAGAUGAAGUUUACAUCCAUGAUAAAUCAACAGUAUUGAAGCAGAGUUGAGUGGUAUAAUCAAUAAUUUACACAUAUUUAUGCAGAAGGAAUGUGCCUUUUUAAAAAGCACUGUUAUGAAGAUUCAUAGUGCCACAAAGCAAGUGUUCUCAUCUACAGCUGACCUGUAUGAAAAUAGAAACGUUUGUCUUGUCUUGCUUUGUGUUCUCUUGUUUUCUCAAGCAUCAAAAUGUUCAGACAUCUUGUGCCGUUCUUCUGACACUUUACUUGAAAUGUGAAUUUGUCUUUGUUAGAGAGGCAAAAAUAAAAAAAAAUUUGAACUCUACUCAGGUAAAACUAAUAAUCAAUCUGAAUCAAGUACAAUGUAUCAUUUCCUUCUCUUUAUCUGUCAUUGUUGAUGUAUCAUGAAUAUGUAAAAGUUGCACUAUCCUUCUUUUCACUCUUUUAAUAUAGAAAAAAAAUGUUUAUAUUCUUUAAAUGCUACAUUGUUUACAUUCCAGUUUUCACUUUCAUUUUGUUUCGUUUGCUGUUUUCUAUGUUGACUCUGUAAGAAAUAGCUCCUUCAAUUAAACCAGAACU
This is a messenger RNA of Cheilinus undulatus (humphead wrasse), 16635 nucleotides long. RefSeq names its product ring finger protein 213a (gene rnf213a). The record is from RefSeq and is a predicted model, not a curated record. Lineage: Eukaryota; Metazoa; Chordata; Actinopteri; Labriformes; Labridae. The transcript has 68 exons. Gene Ontology annotation, molecular function: ATP hydrolysis activity; ubiquitin-protein transferase activity. The coding region runs from base 330 to 16010 and encodes 5226 amino acids. Gene Ontology annotation, cellular component: cytosol; membrane; nucleolus. Gene Ontology annotation, biological process: negative regulation of non-canonical Wnt signaling pathway; ubiquitin-dependent protein catabolic process; sprouting angiogenesis.